AUGUUUGGCUCUAUUACUGAUGUUCUUGAUACUAUUGUUGUUGAUUCUGAAUUUGUUGAAGAAAAAGCUAAGGCAAUUAUUACUGAUGUUCUUGAUACUAUUGUUGUUGAUUCUGAAUCUGUUGAAGAAAAAGCUAAGGCAACCGGAUAUCUUAAAGUUUGUCAAACAUUUGAGAUUGCUUUCAUAUUGCAUUUAAUGAGAGAUAUUUUAGCGAUCACAAAUGAGCUUAAUGAGUCUUUACAAAAGAAAGAACAAGAUAUUGCAAAUGCCAUUCUACUUGUUAAAGUGGUGAAGAAACGAUUGCAAGAUUUAAGGAAUGAAGGAUGGGAUUCACUUGUCGAGAAUGUGUCCGCAGUUUGUGUCAAGUAUGAUAUUUUGAUACCUAAUUUUGAUGAGUUCUAUGUUAAUUUUGGAAGAUCUCGACGUAAAGUUGCUGAGUAUACUAUUUCACAUCACUAUCGUGUGGAAGUAUUUUUUAAGAUUAUUGAUUGGCAGCUUCAAGAACUCAAUGAUCGUUUUAAUGAGGUUAGAACAAAUUUGCUUGUUGGAGUUGUUUGCUUGAAUCCAGUUGACUCAUUUUCUAGUUUUGACAUCAAGAACAUAUUGAGAAUGGCUGAAUUAUAUCCUGAUGAUUUUGGUGAAAAUGUAAUGGUUACUCUUAGGAAUCAGCUAGAGACUUAUAUAGUUGAUGUCCGUGAUGUUGAUAAAAGGUUCUCCAACUUAAAAGGGCUUGGCGAUCUUUCUGAAAUGCUAGUUAAGGUAAAGAAGCAUUUAAACUAUCCUCUUGUGUUUCGCCUUAUAAAAUUUGCGUUGCUCUUGCCGGUUGCUACUGCUACAAUUGAAAGAGCUUUCUCGGCAAUGAAGUUGAUCAAGAGUGAAUUGCGAAAUCGAAUGGAUGAUGAUUUUCUGAGUAGUUGUAUGGUGCCUUAUGUAGAGAAAAGAAUAUUUAAUACUAUUUCUGAUGAGAGUAUUAUGAAUAGGUUUCAAGAAAUGAAAACUCGUAGAAUAGAAUUGUAA
Messenger RNA from Solanum tuberosum (potato), 1017 nucleotides. RefSeq lists its product as uncharacterized. The record is from RefSeq and is a predicted model, not a curated record. The coding region runs from base 1 to 1017 and encodes 338 amino acids. NCBI's taxonomy places the organism in Eukaryota, Viridiplantae, Streptophyta, Magnoliopsida, Solanales, Solanaceae. The transcript has a single exon. Gene Ontology annotation, molecular function: protein dimerization activity.